UGCAGUUUUAUGAGGGUUCGCUGUUUUAUGAGGGUUCGCUGUCCCUCUCUGGCUCGUGCCUUCCGUUUCUCAACGCGAAAGAUGGUUGGUUUGAUUUUUUGGUUCAAUUUCGAGAACGUUUUCAGGGUCACCCUUUUGUUGCUAUGAACUCUUCAUCGCUUCUCUUCUCUCUCCACUGAUAUUUUCCCCUUUCUCUUCUAAAGGUUACUAAAGAAAUCAGUGGAGCUCAAUUCUCAAAAAAAAAACAAAAAAAGGUUGAGCAGUUCUAGAACAAGAAAUGGACCACCAACAAGGUCAAGGACAACAACCCCCACCAGUCAUGGGCAUGGUAACUGGGGCUCCACCACCAAUGCCCUAUCCUUCUUACCAAACCUCUCAGGUUGUUGGUGCCACCUCUGCAGGCCCCGGCUCACCCCUGGGCCAGGUGGGCCCCGCCCAAUUUGGCACUAGCGCGCCCCACCUCCAACACCCGCUAGCAUACCAACACCUGCAACACCAACAACAAGCCCAACAAGCCCACCAACUCCAGCUCUUUUGGGCCAACCAACUCCAAGAAAUAGAGCAAACCACGGACUUCAAAAAUCAUAGUCUUCCUUUAGCUCGAAUAAAAAAAAUCAUGAAGGCUGAUGAAGAUGUACGCAUGAUCUCGGCUGAGGCCCCUGUUGUGUUUGCAAAGGCUUGUGAGAUGUUCAUCUUGGAGCUUACAUUGCGUUCAUGGAUCCACACUGAGGAGAACAAGAGGCGCACCCUGCAAAAGAAUGAUAUUGCGGCAGCUAUCACACGAACUGAUAUCUUCGAUUUCUUGGUCGAUAUUGUCCCAAGAGAUGAACUCAAGGAUGAGGUUAUAGCGGCUGGCCUUCCAAGGCCUGCAGGCCCGGGUCUGGCGGUUGGGGGUCCACCGACUGAUGCCAUGCCUUACUAUUACAUGCCUGCUCAAGCCCCACCACCCAAUGUAGCCACUAUGGUGGGGAGGCCGGUGGGUGAGCAAGGGCUAUAUGGGCAGCAGCCCCGACCGUUUGUCGGCCAACAGGUAUGGCCCACUCAGCCCAAUCAGCAACAGCAGCAAGUUCCGGAGCAAGGAAGGGGAAAUAGCGGGUAAUUGAGUUGGUGCAAGUACGUUGUAACUUUUCGUUUAUUAGGCGUUUGAGUUGAACUGCUUUUUGCUGUAACCAUUGUUGAAGAAUUUGGACGAAGCUGAUCUAGCGAGCUAGUUAUGGCAAUAUCUAAUUUUUCAUUUUUGUUAUUUUCUGAUCUCGUACAUUUUCUGGGCAACAAGUUCAAUGGGUUUCUUGUUUCUUCCUUGUUACAAGCUACUUUUGUCUGUUUAGUUUUUUGGAUGUUUAGUUGAACUCUUUUCUUGGGUGUAUCCAUUGUUGAAAAAAUAAAGGAAGUACCUCUGGAAACAUGCCUGGUUA
Amborella trichopoda is the source of this 1415-nucleotide messenger RNA. Its product is annotated as nuclear transcription factor Y subunit C-3. Gene Ontology annotation, biological process: regulation of transcription by RNA polymerase II. NCBI's taxonomy places the organism in Eukaryota, Viridiplantae, Streptophyta, Magnoliopsida, Amborellales, Amborellaceae. Gene Ontology annotation, cellular component: nucleus. The record is from RefSeq and is a predicted model, not a curated record. Gene Ontology annotation, molecular function: RNA polymerase II cis-regulatory region sequence-specific DNA binding; DNA-binding transcription factor activity, RNA polymerase II-specific; protein heterodimerization activity.